UGUUGAUCUGCAAGCCGGCUCAUAAAAUAAUUCGUCCUGAAUAGUUAUAUAAACAGUUUGUUCAAAUUACAUAGGGAAACAUAAAUGUUUUAAAUAUUCAUAAACAGUCAUAUUUUAAGCAAUGGAAACCACAACGUUCGAAGAUGUCGUCGAACUGAAUGUUGGUGGAAAGCUUAUAACAACGUCGCUUGAUACGCUUAGAAAGGAAACCGACAGUAUGCUUGCCGACAAGUUUAGUGGACGUCACGUGAUCAGCAAGGACAAAGACGGUCGCUAUUUCAUAGACUGUGAUGGCGAAGUAUUUACAUACAUCGUAGAUUAUCUCCGUACUGGCAAAUUACCGCCACAGGAAAAGGUUUUAGAUGUGUAUGAGCUCGCCAAGUAUUUUCAAAUUAAGCCGCUAGUGGGAGAGUUGAAAAUCUUUUAUUCCGUGAUAUAUAAAAAUCAAAUUGCCAAACUUAGAGAUAGGAUAGAGAGAAAGGAAUAUGGAGAGGUGAAACAAAAAACCAUCGAUGCAAUUGAAGACGGAAAAAUUGGUCCAAAAGAAAACAAAGCAUUACAUUUCUUUUGUAAGUUGGGUAGAUGCAGUGGUUGUAUCCCUAAUAAGGAUAGUUUCGAAAUUCUCGGUGACUUUUCUAUUUCUAUCAACAUUUUUAUUGACACUAAAAGUACAGAUCUGACAGAAGACAUGAUGGCGUUACUAGCAUACGAGCUGUGUGAACUUGGAUUUGCGAAAGACGCACUUCCUAAGAAAGGGAACACUGGUCCUUGUAUGCUUUGCAUGAGGGUACAGGAAAUCAAUCAGAUCAUACUCCUUACACAAAAACAGUAAAUUUAUUACAGACUACAUGAUGUAACUGUUAUUUCAUUACACGUACAACAAAGGAAAAUUGUUAUACACGUGUUAUUAACAUGUUGUUAAAGGUGUUAUAAUUACGUAUUUUACUUUUUUCAACACUGCUCUCACUUUUGUAAUAAAAACAGCGGAAACACUUUCAUACAGUAAAAAAAACUGGAAUAUAGAUGAUUAAGACUCACUUUAGUUUCACUCCUGUGUUGUCCAUUUAUACUAUUAUAAGUUUAAAGUGUGAAAAAUUAUAUAUAUAUGAAUAAGAAUUAAAAUGACAGUGUUAGAUACUUAGCAAUGACUAUAUCCCUUAUACUGACUAUAUUAAUUAAUAUCCUGGUAAAGCGGACCUCUGACGACUAAACAGAUAAUCUAAUAACAUGCUAACAGGGCGUAAGAUUUGAUGUGCGUUUCAUUAGCGCUUGUCCUACAUUUCCUUCAUAAUUUCCUUCGGUGCUUUUAACGAUAGAUUGAGUAGGUUUUUAAAUUCUUCAUGAAAUAACAUCGCUGAAUCCCUUUUUUCGGACAUGUAUUCAUCAUAGAUGCCUUAAAAUUUUAAAUCAUCUAGCUCAUACAUCAAAGAUGGUAGUGUUCUCACAUAAAAGUAUAAUAUGGUAUUCAUCUCAUUAUAUGUAUUUCAUUUUUACUUUCAAUCAUUAAAUACAUUGAAUUACUGAUAGCACUGUAAGGCCGGGGAUUGAUUUUGCUCUUGUAUAACUUUGUAUCAUAUAUGUAUGUUCUAUACCCGUCUCUGCAAUAAUACAAUAAUUGGUAAUAAAUACGUUUCCUCAUGCAUGGUUGUUUUAUCAAAGAAUUUCCGGAUAUUGACAUUAUGUCAUUUGUUGUUACGGGGUUCCAUUGCUCUUUGUUAAGAUAAAGAAAACAGAAAAUAAUACUAUCUAUCAGGUACAUUUCAAAUGACAAAUAUACGUUUUUGUUUCUGUUUGUAUACUAACUUUUUGUCAUGAACGUAUAUAUAGUAUGUCAUACCAACUGAAAUAAAGUUCAACAGUA
Messenger RNA from Mercenaria mercenaria, 1861 nucleotides. RefSeq names its product BTB/POZ domain-containing protein KCTD14-like. Lineage: Eukaryota; Metazoa; Mollusca; Bivalvia; Venerida; Veneridae. The transcript is spliced from 2 exons. The coding region runs from base 122 to 832 and encodes 236 amino acids. The record is from RefSeq and is a predicted model, not a curated record. Gene Ontology annotation, biological process: protein homooligomerization. Gene Ontology annotation, molecular function: protein binding.